Molecule: messenger RNA, 549 nt
Organism: Ilex paraguariensis (yerba mate)
Lineage: Eukaryota; Viridiplantae; Streptophyta; Magnoliopsida; Aquifoliales; Aquifoliaceae
Source: the annotation of a GenBank genome assembly
AUGACCAAUUCAUCAGCAGAGAAAAAACCUGCAUACCGUCAAUACCACCCUUAUCAGGACCUCCAAGUCCCCAUUGAAAACCUCUACAACCUACCCACCUCUCCUGAAUACCUCUUCCACGAAGAAGCCGCCGUUCAACGCCGUUCUUGGAGCGAAAAUCUCCAAUACUACACGGGUUCUGGCUACUUAGCCGGCGCAAUCACCGGCGGAAUAAAAGGAUCUUUUGAAGGCCUUAAAGCGGCUGAGCCGGGUGAUACUCUGAAGCUCCGUCUCAACCGCGUGCUGAAUUCAGGUGGUCAGACGGGCCGGAGAUUCGGUAACUCGCUCGGUGUUUUGGGUUUGAUCUUUUCUGGAUUGGAGAGUGGGAUUGUGCACUACAGGGGCACUGACGAUUUAUUGAAUAGUGUGAUGGCUGGGUUGGGCACUGGGGCCCUGUAUAGGGCUGCAAAAGGACCGAGGUCGGCGGCUAUAGCCGGAGUCUUUGGUGGGUUGGCGGCGGGAGUGGCGGUGGUGGGGAAGCAGGCGAUGAAGCGAUAUGUGCCGAUAUAG